Molecule: messenger RNA, 1575 nt
Organism: Solenopsis invicta (red fire ant)
Lineage: Eukaryota; Metazoa; Arthropoda; Insecta; Hymenoptera; Formicidae
Product: DNA/RNA-binding protein KIN17-like
Exons: 2
Coding region: 300-965 (221 amino acids)
Biological process (GO): DNA replication; DNA damage response
Cellular component (GO): nucleus
Molecular function (GO): double-stranded DNA binding
Source: RefSeq, a predicted model, not a curated record
AGCGCGCGCCCGUGCUCCCAGAGCUCCGGUUCCUUCGCCAUCACCAAUUCUUUUCUAUUAUCAUAACUCGUUACAUCUCUCAUCCCAUCAUUUAUACCUUUCUGUUACCCGAAAAAAUUACUCUGGUUAAUGGCCAAAUCGUCCCUGUCCUGCUAGUUACUGGGGACGGGUGCCAAUUCAAUAAAGAAGAAGAAGAAGAAGAAGAAUAAAAUCACAUCGCAUGUUGACAUCGUUUUCGCUUCUAACCUGUAAGUAAUUUCAAUUUGAGUGUGAAACAAGUGGUGAGGUUAAGCCCAUUAAUGGGUAAGCACGAAAUUCUGACUCCCAAAUAUAUUGCUAACAAAAUGAAAGCUAAAGGUUUACAAAAGUUACGAUGGUAUUGUCAAAUGUGCCAGAAACAGUGUCGCGAUGAGAAUGGCUUCAAAUGUCAUACUAUGUCAGAGUCACAUCAUCGUCAGCUAUUGCUAUUUGCUGAAAACGCACAUCGGUACAUGGACCAAUUUUCCCGAGAAUUUUCAGAAGGAUAUUUGAAUCUGUUAAAGAGGCAAUUUGGCACCAGACGAAUGCCAGCAAAUCGAGUGUACCAAGAGUACAUUUCUGACAGAGGACAUAUACAUAUGAACGCUACUAAGUGGUUGACUUUGACUGCGUUUGUGAAAUGGCUUGGACGUACUGGACAAUGCGUGGUUGAUGAGACUGAAAAAGGUUGGUUCAUAACAUACAUCGAUAGAGAUCCUGAGACUCUCGCUGCACAGAAGAAAAAAAUAAAAAAGGCAAAAAUGGACAAAGACGACGAGGAGCGAUUGAUGGAUUUUAUUGCCAAACAAAUAGAGAAGGCAAAACAAGAUACAAAAGCUGAAGGCGAAACAUCUAAGACACCACUGAUGCGUCCCGAGAAUGAUACACCUUUGAUUCUCAAUAUAAAACUAAAAACAAAGCCAAAGUUGCUUCCUGUACUUAAAUGAAAAAUUUUUUCCGCAGAAUCGUGAUAAAUUCUAAACGGAAUUGUUCUACUCCCUACUACGAGUAGUGUGGAUAAAGCAAAACUAACGAAUAACAUGAGUAUUCUUUCUACAGCAGUCAGAGGUCUAAAUUUCUGUCCAGCAGCCGGAUCUUCUGGUUCUUUCUCUCGUACCGGUGGUUUUUCAUAUAUUAAAUAUGCCAAGCCGAAUGUGCUAGUAAAGAAACCUAGCCAUCCAACAUGACACGUUGCAGCAGUUACUAAGUUGACAAGUGAAUGUUCCCUAUAUACAAGCCGGUAACUGUUGCUUAUGUCAUCCUUUUGUUUAUAUUUUUGCUCUGCCCAGGCAUUCGUUUUGUUAGUAACUUCGUUAAUAACUUCUUGCAAAAGUGUUUUUAUUGAUAGGAUCAGAAAUUAUUUUUUUGCAAAACACAGGUCGACACAAAAUAGUAGCUUUACUCACAACGUAAGCCACUCUUGUGAAUCACUAUUCUGUAACAUUACGUGCAAAUAUGUUUAUGAAUAAUCAAAAAGGAUAAGAUUCAUUAAAUUAUAUUAGAUUUAUUAUAUUAUUAUUAAAUCAGAUUAAAUAAUAUACAUAUAAUAACAUCUCA